This is a messenger RNA of Lemur catta (Ring-tailed lemur), 3770 nucleotides long. RefSeq names its product Janus kinase 3 (gene JAK3). Gene Ontology annotation, biological process: intracellular signal transduction; peptidyl-tyrosine phosphorylation; hemopoiesis. Lineage: Eukaryota; Metazoa; Chordata; Mammalia; Primates; Lemuridae. The record is from RefSeq and is a predicted model, not a curated record. The transcript is spliced from 25 exons. Bases 324 to 3665 code for a protein of 1113 amino acids. Gene Ontology annotation, molecular function: ATP binding; cytokine receptor binding; non-membrane spanning protein tyrosine kinase activity. Gene Ontology annotation, cellular component: membrane; cytoskeleton; cytosol.
GCUGCCUGGUUUUCUAGGAUGGCGCAGAAAAAAAUGUGUCAUUAUCUCUGCUGAAGGCUUACGGGAGAAAUUCCUCAAAGGGAACUUGACUUUUGUCUGGGCACCUUCCCUGCCUCCUUCCCUGCGCGUAGCGUCAGUUCCAUCGGGUGCCCACCCCACACGUGCUACACAGAGGGCUCUGACUUUCGGUAAGCGACGGUGGUUCAGGAAACCAAGGGGCCCACACAGGAAGGAGCACAGUGGGACUUUCCUCUUGCUGCCUCCCGGCUCUGCCGUCCUGUCUCGUCGGCCUAGGGUCCCCAUCUGCCAGGCAGGUUGCACUCAUGGCGCCUCCCAGUGAGGAGACACCCUUGAUUCCUCAGCGCUCCUGUAGCCUCUCGUCCUCAGAGGCUGGUGCCCUGCACGUGCUGCUGCCCACUCGGGGCCCUGGGCCACCCCUGCGCCUAUCUUUCUCCUUUGGGGACCACUUGGCUGAGGAGCUGUGUGUGCAGGCUGCCAAGGCCAGCGGCAUCCUGCCUGUGUACCACUCACUCUUUGCCCUGGCCACGGAGGACCUGUCCUGCUGGUUCCCCCCGAGCCACAUCUUCUCUGUGGAGGACGCGGGCACCCAAGUCUUGCUCUACAGGCUCCGCUUUUACUUCCCCAACUGGUUUGGGCUGGAGAAGUGCCACCGCUUCGGGUUACGCAAGGAUCUGACCAGUGCCAUCCUUGACCUGCCAGUCCUGGAGCACCUCUUUGCCCAGCUGAUGCUUCCUGUGACUGGCCCCCAGCACCGCAGUGACCUGCUGAGCGGGCACCUCCCUGUAGGCCUCAGCCUCAAGGAGCAGGGUGAGUGUCUCAGCCUGGCCGUGCUGGACCUGGCCCGGAUGGCCCGUGAGCAGGCCCAGCGGCCAGCGGAGCUGCUAAAGACCGUCAGCUACAAGGCCUGCCUGCCCCCCAGCCUGCGCGACAUGAUCCAGGGCCUGAGCUUCGUCACGCGGAGGCGCAUUCGCAGGACUGUGCGUCGGGCCCUGCGCCGCGUGGCCGCCUGCCAGGCAGACCGGCACUCGCUCAUGGCCAAGUACAUCCUGGACCUGGAGAGGCUGGAUCCAGCGGGGGCCGCCGAAACCUUCCGCGUGGGGCUCCCAGGGGCCUCCGGGGGCCAGGAUGGGCUGAGGCUGCUCCGCGUGGCUGGUGGCAGCGGCCUGGCCUGGAGCCCGGGAGAAGACCAGGCCUUCCAGCCUUUCUGCGACUUUCCAGAGAUCGUAGACAUUAGCAUCAAGCAGGCUCCUUGUGUUGGUCCGGCCGGGGAGCACCGCCUGGUCACCGUCACCAGGACAGACAACCAGAUCCUGGAGGCUGAGUUCCCGGGGCUGCCUGAGGCGCUGUCCUUCGUGGCGCUCGUGGACGGCUACUUCCGGCUGACCACGGACUCCCGGCACUUCUUCUGCAAGGAGGUGGCACCACCGCGGCUGCUGGAAGAGGUGGCCGAGCAGUGCCACGGCCCCAUCACUCUGGAUUUCGCUGUCCACAAGCUCAAGGCUGCAGGCUCACGGCCAGGCUCCUAUGUUCUCCGCCGCAGCCCGCAGGACUUCGACAGCUUCCUCCUAACCGUCUGUGUCCAGACCCCCCUGGGCCCUGACUACAAGGGCUGCCUCAUUCGGCGAGACCCCCCAGGAACCUUCUCCCUGGUUGACCUUGGCCGGCCCCACAGCAGUCUUCGAGAGCUCCUGGCAGCCUGCUGGGAAGGUGGGCUGCACGUCGAUGGGGUGGCACUGACCCUCACCUCCUGCUGCACCCCCAGACCCAAAGAAAAGUCCAACCUGAUUGUGGUCCGGAGUGGUUGCAGCCUGCCCACGUCAUCCCCUGUUCAUCCCCAAUCCCAACGCCAGCUGAGUCAGAUGACAUUUCACAAGAUCCCUGCCAACAGCCUGCAGUGGCAUGAGAACCUGGGCCAUGGGUCCUUCACCAAGAUUUACCGGGGUUGUCGCCACGAGGCUGUGGAUGGUGAGGCCCGAGACACAGAGGUGCUGUUGAAGGUGAUGGAUGCCAAGCACAAGAACUGCAUGGAGUCAUUCCUGGAAGCCGCAAGCUUGAUGAGCCAAGUGUCCUACCAGCAUCUCGUGCUGCUCCAUGGCGUGUGCAUGGCUGGAGACAGCACCAUGGUGCAGGAAUUCGUACACCUUGGAGCAAUAGACAUGUAUCUGCGCAAGCGUGGCCACCUGGUGCCAGCCAGCUGGAAGCUGCAGGUGACCAAACAGCUGGCCUAUGCCCUCAACUAUCUGGAGGACAAAGGCCUUCCCCAUGGCAAUGUCUCAGCUCGGAAGGUGCUCCUGGCUCGGGAGGGGGCUGAUGGGAGCCCACCCUUCAUCAAGCUGAGUGACCCUGGGGUCAGCCCCACAGUGCUAAGCCUGGAGAUGCUCACCGACAGGAUCCCCUGGGUGGCCCCUGAGUGUCUCCAGGAGGCCCAGACACUUGGCUUGGAAGCUGACAAGUGGGGCUUCGGUGCCACAGUCUGGGAGGUGUUCAGUGGGGUCACCAUGCCCAUCAGCACCCUGGAUCCUGCCAAGAAACUCCAGUUUUACGAGCAACGGAAGCAGCUGCCAGCCCCCAAGUGGACAGAGCUGGCCUUGCUGAUCCAACAGUGCAUGGCCUACGAUCCAGGCCAGAGGCCCUCCUUCCGAGCCGUCAUCCGUGACCUCAACAACCUUAUCACUUCAGAUUAUGAGCUCCUCUCAGACCCCACACCUGGUGCCCUGGCGCCCCGUGAUGGGCUGUGGAAUGGUGCCCAGCUCUAUGCCUGCCAGGACCCCACCAUCUUUGAGGAGAGACAUCUGAAGUACAUCUCACAGCUGGGCAAGGGCAACUUUGGCAGCGUGGAGCUGUGCCGCUACGACCCGCUGGGGGACAACACAGGCGCCCUGGUGGCUGUGAAGCAGCUGCAGCACAGUGGGCCAGACCAGCAGAGGGACUUCCAGCGAGAGAUCCAGAUCCUCAAAGCCAUGCACAGUGACUUCAUCGUCAAGUACCGCGGUGUCAGCUAUGGCCCCGGCCGCCAGAGCUUGCGUCUGGUCAUGGAGUACCUGCCCAGCGGCUGCCUGCGCGACUUCCUGCAGCGGCACCGCGCGCGCCUGGACGCCAGCCGGCUCCUCCUCUACGCCUCGCAGAUCUGCAAGGGCAUGGAGUACCUGGGCUCCCGCCGCUGCGUGCACCGCGACCUGGCUGCCCGGAACAUCCUAGUGGAGAGCGAGGCGCACGUCAAGAUCGCUGACUUCGGCCUGGCCAAGCUGCUGCCGCUCGACAAAGACUACUACGUGGUCCGCGAGCCCGGCCAGAGCCCGAUCUUCUGGUACGCCCCCGAGUCCCUCUCGGACAACAUCUUCUCGCGCCAGUCAGACGUCUGGAGCUUCGGGGUCGUCCUGUACGAGCUCUUCACCUACAGCGACAAAAGCUGCAGCCCCUCGUCCGAGUUCCUGCGGAUGAUGGGAUGUGAGCGAGAUGCCCCUGCCCUCUGUCGCCUCCUGGAACUGUUGGAGGAGGGUCAGAGGCUGCCGGCGCCUCCUGCCUGCCCUGCUGAGGUUCACGAGCUCAUGAAGCUGUGCUGGGCCCCUAGACCCCAGGACCGGCCGUCAUUCAGCACCUUGGGCCCCCAGCUGGAGGCGUUGUGGGGUGGAAGACGGGGGUAGCAGCUGGGGUGUGAGACCCAGGUCUUCCGUGCUCAUCCAGAGGGCAAACCCCACUCCCUGUCAUUUUUAUAGCUCCUGCACAUAAACUUCUGGAUUUGGUCUUUA